This is a messenger RNA of Myotis daubentonii (Daubenton's bat), 2953 nucleotides long. It is a transcript of the gene HNRNPLL, whose product is annotated as heterogeneous nuclear ribonucleoprotein L like. Gene Ontology annotation, molecular function: RNA binding. The record is from RefSeq and is a predicted model, not a curated record. Lineage: Eukaryota; Metazoa; Chordata; Mammalia; Chiroptera; Vespertilionidae. Gene Ontology annotation, biological process: mRNA processing. Gene Ontology annotation, cellular component: nucleus.
CCUGGGCGGCGGGCAGCGGAUCCGGGGAGGAGGGAAGACCGGAAGCCACGGUCGCGUCCCAUCCUUAGAUUCGCUCCCUCGGGGUGGGACGGAGACGGCGGAGCGGGGUGAGGCCGAAUGUUGGCUCCUUAACACAAGGGAGCGGCCGCUCGGGAGCCUCCUCCCCGGGCGCUCUCCGUAGCCACCGGCUCCUGGGCGCGCCGCCCCAGUGGACGGCCCGGCCGCGCACACCCGGCCGCAGACGCGCUGCCCGCGCGGGGACUGACCGGCGGCCCGAGGCCCGCACCACGCCGCCACCCCCGCCCGCCUGCCCGCCGGUCCCUCCGGCCGUCGCCAUGUCCUCCUCCUCUUCCUCCCCCCGGGAGACGUACGAGGAGGAUCGGGAGUACGAGAGCCAGGCCAAGCGCCUCAAGACCGAGGAGGGGGAGAUCGACUACUCGGCCGAGGAAGGCGAGAACCGCCGGGAAGCGACGCCCCGGGGCGGGGGCGAUGGCGGCGGCCGGAGCUUCUCGCAGCCGGAGGCAGGUGGAAGUCAUCAUAAAGUUUCUGUUUCACCCGUUGUCCAUGUUCGAGGACUCUGUGAAUCUGUGGUGGAAGCGGACCUCGUGGAGGCUCUGGAAAAAUUUGGGACAAUAUGCUAUGUGAUGAUGAUGCCAUUUAAACGGCAGGCUCUCGUGGAAUUUGAGAACAUAGAUAGUGCCAAAGAAUGUGUGACAUUUGCUGCGGAUGAACCUGUGUACAUUGCUGGUCAACAGGCUUUUUUCAACUAUUCUACAAGCAAAAGGAUCACUCGGCCAGGAAAUACUGAUGAUCCAUCAGGAGGCAACAAAGUUCUUCUAUUAUCAAUUCAGAAUCCUCUUUAUCCAAUUACAGUGGAUGUUUUAUAUACUGUAUGCAACCCUGUUGGAAAAGUGCAACGUAUUGUUAUAUUCAAGAGAAAUGGGAUACAAGCAAUGCUUAUGUUUGAAUCAGUCCUUUGUGCCCAGAAAGCUAAAGCAGCACUCAAUGGAGCAGAUAUAUAUGCUGGAUGUUGCACACUAAAGAUUGAAUAUGCAAGGCCAACUCGUCUAAAUGUUAUUAGGAAUGACAAUGACAGUUGGGACUACACUAAACCAUAUUUGGGAAGACGAGAUAGAGGAAAGGGUCGCCAGAGACAAGCCAUUUUGGGAGAACACCCUUCUUCGUUUAGACAUGAUGGCUAUGGAUCGCAUGGUCCGUUGUUGCCUUUACCGAGUCGUUACAGAAUGGGCUCUCGAGAUACACCUGAGCUUGUUGCAUAUCCAUUACCGCAGGCUUCUUCCUCUUAUAUGCAUGGAGGAAAUCCCUCUGGUUCGGUUGUGAUGGUUAGUGGAUUACAUCCACUAAAAAUGAAUUGUUCAAGAGUCUUCAACCUAUUCUGCUUAUAUGGAAAUAUUGAAAAGGUAAAAUUCAUGAAGACCAUUCCUGGUACAGCACUGGUAGAAAUGGGUGAUGAAUAUGCUGUGGAAAGAGCUGUCACACACCUUAACAAUGUCAAAUUAUUUGGGAAAAGACUUAAUGUUUGUGUGUCUAAACAACAUUCAGUUGUUCCAAGUCAAAUAUUUGAGCUGGAGGAUGGUACGAGUAGCUACAAGGAUUUUGCAAUGAGCAAGAAUAAUCGCUUUACAAGUGCUGGCCAAGCAUCUAAGAAUAUAAUCCAGCCGCCCUCGUGUGUGCUGCAUUAUUAUAACGUUCCACUGUGUGUCACAGAAGAGACCUUCACAAAGUUAUGUAAUGACCAUGAAGUUCUUACAUUCAUCAAGUAUAAAGUGUUUGAUGCAAAACCUUCUGCCAAAACCCUUUCUGGGCUCUUAGAAUGGGAAUGCAAAACUGAUGCAGUAGAAGCCCUUACAGCACUUAAUCACUACCAGAUAAGAGUUCCAAAUGGUUCCAAUCCCUACACAUUGAAGCUUUGCUUUUCUACAUCAUCCCAUUUAUAAGAGAAGAGCAUGUUAGAAUUUAUGUUCAUGGUUAUUACAAUUUUAAAGCUAUACUUCAUUUGAGAAAUCGAAAAUGGUUGAUCUAAUGUUGCCUUGCUUACUUUGACUUAAGAUCCUGUUCUGUAAUAAAUAUUUUGCCUUGAGUAAAUCUGUUGUAAACUUACAUAUUGAAUUGUUUUCAUUUUAAAAUAGAAUGUCAUAAUGUAGACUAUCUACAGCUUCCUUGUAGAUUGCUCAGAUAUAUCAUUUCUAAUCUUAUUAUUUUUCUUCCACAGUGAAAAUAUAUUUGCAUUCUUAAUGCUAAUUAUCUGCAAGUAUUUUUCCAUUGUGUAUGAGAUUAAUGCAGGUGAAAGUAUUGCAUUUUAAUAUUAUAGAAUUCCUAUUAAAUGUUUAGAUGUUUAAGUAUAUUGCAGUUAUUCAUAAUAAACAUAACUUGUAUUUAUUAAGUAUUUUAAUCAAGUUUGAGAAUAACAUACACAUAUUAAAUUUUAAGUACUACAGAUUUAACUGAUUUUAUAUUUCUGAAAGGCUAACAGACAUAUGGGUACACUUGUACAGUAUGCACUCAAACUUAUUUAAUUUUUUUUUUAAGUCAUUGUCCAUUUGUAUUGACACACCUCUGUUUCUAGUUCCAGUUUGGGAAUUUUAUAAAGGUACAACACUGAGUUAAUGUGUUCAUCUUCAUUGGUUGCAUGUGACUUGAUCUUGAAAACAUGUCUAGUAUUUGACAUUGAGAUUUUAAUAGAAGUUAUGAUUAACGGUGUCUCUUCUAGAUAAUCUGAGAUCCAUGGACGGGCUUUAGGGAGUCUGUGAACCCCCUAAAAUUGUAUGUAGAACUUUGGGUACUUGCAUUUUUAUUUUUUACUCUUGAAUCCAUCAGUAAUAUAUGUAUUUUUCUAUAUGGUGUAAGGUAUACGGAUCUAGUUUUAUUUUUAUUCCAAACAGAUAGCUAUUUGUUUCGACACCAUUUAUUAAACAUUCUUUCUCCCAGUGGA